AUGCACCUGGAAAAGGCGUGGAAGGAGCAGCAGGAGCGCGAGGAGCAGCGCAAGAGCGAAGUGAUCUCCUGUCCCCUGGGAUGCGUCAUGGAGGUCCAGGACCUCCCGCACCUCGAGGGAAUACUGGAAGCCGCUGGGUCGCGGCCCAUCCUCAUGUUCAUGUACACGCGGUCGUGCGGGAAGUGCAAGGAGAUCCUGCGCAGCCUCGAGGGCACCUGCAAGGUCCAGGGGGCCAGCUGGCCUCCGAACGAGGACGGCGACGCGCGGCGGGAGCUGGACAAGUUCGUGCUGCUCAAGCACGAGCUGCGGGACUCGUUCGACGACCUGAGUCCGGUCGCCAGGUUCUACCGUGUCAGGCACGCGCCGUCGUUCCUGGUGCUGCAGGACGGGGCGUUCAAGGGGGGGUAUUUCGGGACGUACCUGCCGGGCGUCCUCGCGCGCGCGCGCAGCUUGUGCGACUGGGCAGAGGACAGCUCGUAG
This is a messenger RNA of Pedinophyceae sp. YPF-701, 480 nucleotides long. Lineage: Eukaryota; Viridiplantae; Chlorophyta; Pedinophyceae. The record is from the annotation of a GenBank genome assembly.